AUGUCGGCCUCCGUGCAGGCUCUCGAAUAUCUCGAGAGCCUGCCUGGUAUGGUCUUCACUAGGCUAUAUCAACAGCCCUCAACUGCUCUUGCAGUAUUCCGUCGAAUGCUACCCCAUUCGGCUAAGACAAUCGUAAUGGCCAUGUUGUACAUGACCUCACCUAUCCGAGAUGCCGACCUCCUGUGCUGGAUUCGACCGGAAGCGAAACCGGAAAAGGAACAAGCCAUCUCCAUCCUUGAGCGGCUACACAUCCUCAAGGUCUCAGAUCUCCAAGGGGCACGAGCCUACCGAUUAGCCACCAACUUCGGACAGUCGCUCCAGCAAGCACUGACUGGUGGAGGAACCAAAGCCUCCUUCGGCGUCCCCUGCGGUACACCCGGCAGCAGGACAGUCGAUGUUCAAUUUCUGGAUACAUUUGCUCGAGGAAGAUGGGAGGCGAUCCUUUACUACAUGGUCGGAAGUGCUGGCGCCGGUCUCGGCGGAGACACCCCGAUUGCGAACGGGACGAAGCAACUGCUGGAAGAAGGCAAUUUCGUCGCGAUGAAAGGAGGGUAUCCAGUUAUCUCCCAAGAAGGCUUUACAUUCCUCUUGCAGGAUGUAAAUUCUCAAGUAUGGCGAUUAAUGAUCGUAUAUCUGGAAGGAACUGACGAGCGCCACAUGGAUCACGUCGAUGUUCUGUCUUUCCUAUUUACCCUAGGAAGCCUUGAGCUUGGACAAGACUAUCGCACCCAGAAUCUCACCGCCACUCAGCGAACCUUUCUUGACGACCUUGCGGAUCUCGGUAUCGUUUAUAUGAGCGAACCAAACCGGUUCUACCCUACCCGGCUCGCGACCACUCUGACUUCCGACGCUGGCGCCUUGUUGUCUAGUUCAUCCUUCGGGUCUAAUAUGCCUUCGCACUCGCCUGCAAGCAAGGGGUACAUCAUCGUCGAAACCAACUACCGACUCUACGCAUACACCGCCUCCGUCCUCCAAAUCGCCAUCCUCAACCUUUUCUCCAACCUCUCCCGCCGCUUUCCGAACCUCGUCUCCGGAAAACUGACCAAGCAAUCCAUCCAACGCGCCAUCAGCUACGGCAUCACUGCCGAGCAAAUCAUCUCCUACCUCACCGCGCACGCACAUCCUCAAAUGCAGAAAAGCAAACAGAUCCUCCCGCCCACCGUCGUCGAUCAGAUCCGACUCUGGCAGAUCGAAGGCGACCGAAUGAGCUCUACUAACGGGUUCAUCAUGAAGGAUUUCCGCGACUUCGCGGAAUACGAGGAUGCGAUGAAGUAUGCCGACGCGCUGGGGGUGCUGGUGUGGAAAAGUGCGGCGAAGCGGUGCUUCUUCGUCAGCAAGCUGGAGCAGAUGCAGACGUAUUUCAGUAAUAAAAAGCAGGAGCAGAGACCGGGAUGA
This is a messenger RNA of Eremomyces bilateralis CBS 781.70, 1395 nucleotides long. RefSeq names its product putative TFIIH and nucleotide excision repair factor 3 complexes subunit. Bases 1 to 1395 code for a protein of 464 amino acids. Gene Ontology annotation, molecular function: ATPase activator activity; double-stranded DNA binding. The record is from RefSeq and is a predicted model, not a curated record. NCBI's taxonomy places the organism in Eukaryota, Fungi, Ascomycota, Dothideomycetes, Eremomycetales, Eremomycetaceae. Gene Ontology annotation, biological process: nucleotide-excision repair. Gene Ontology annotation, cellular component: transcription factor TFIIH holo complex; transcription factor TFIIH core complex. The transcript is spliced from 4 exons.